Radiomyces spectabilis is the source of this 861-nucleotide messenger RNA. RefSeq names its product integral membrane protein DUF92-domain-containing protein. The coding region runs from base 1 to 861 and encodes 286 amino acids. The transcript has 5 exons. Gene Ontology annotation, cellular component: membrane. The record is from RefSeq and is a predicted model, not a curated record. Lineage: Eukaryota; Fungi; Mucoromycota; Mucoromycetes; Mucorales; Radiomycetaceae.
AUGUCCAACUUUUAUUUUGCUGCAGCGUUAUCCACGCUUGUCGUUAUUUAUGCUCGGGGAGGGAAAUCGCUUUCGCCCUCAGGUGCAUUUGCUGCAUUCCUGUUAGGAAUGAGCACUUUUUCUUCGCCCUUGUGGUUCUUCACCGUCGUCCUCCUCACUUUUUUCGUCGUCAGCUCCAAAUUAACAAAGUUCAAGGCCGAGCGGAAACGUCUUUUGGAAGCCGAUUAUGAUCAUUCCAGCGAACGUGGCUUCAUUCAAGUAUUUUGUAACGGCUUCACAGGAGGUGUUUUGGUGGCGUUACACCAAUGGCAUUAUCAGGAUCUUUCGUGUUUCGACCAGUCUCCUUGGAGUGUCAUUCUUCUCUGGGGUUAUAUUGGACAUUACGCGUGUUGCGCAGGUGAUACGUGGGCCAGUGAGCUCGGAAUUCUCAACAAAGGGUGGCCGAUUCUCAUUACACGGUUGAAAAAGGUGCCGCCAGGAACCAAUGGCGGAGUCUCACCUUUGGGUUUAGCCGCUUCACUGGCCGGAGGGGCCACCAUCGGCCUGGUUGCUGCAUUCACAUUAGCGCUUGAGCAAAGUUGUCAUGGUUUUGCCUGGGAAAUUGUUCUUUUGGGGGCUUUGGCGGGCUUGGGAGGAUCAUUACUGGAUUCGUUGUUGGGUGCCACGGUGCAACGAAGCUUGUAUUCUGAGAAGCGCAAGCAAAUUCUUCCCGAUGGACAGGAAGGUGAUGAUAAAACGAUCGCUAUCAGUGGACUGGAUUGGCUGGAUAACCAUCAAGUGAACUUGGUCUCUUCGGUUGUCACGUCUGGUCUUUGUGGAGCUGCGGCGUGGUAUCUUGACAGUUCUAUUGAAAAGUUCUGA